GUUCAGAGCGGCGAUUCCCGGCGGUACCGGAGGGGCUGGACCGGGCUGGCGGUACCGGCCUUGCCGUCCUGCCCCUGCCCGCAGCAGCCUCGCCCGGCCCUGCCAUGCUGGCCGCAGUAUGGCCCCUGUGGAGCAGGACGCGCUGGCCCUGCGGGAGCAGCUCUUCCACGAGAGGGUCCGCGAGUGCAUCAUCUGUGCCCUGCUCUUCGCCAGCCUCUACAUCCUCUGCCACUUCAUCAUAACCCACUUUAAGAAGCACACAGAUUUCACAGGAGUUCACGAUGACGAGGAUGCUGCUGUCAACAGGAUUGCGUUGGGGCUCUGUACCUUCACCCUGGCUGUGGCACUGGGUGCCGUCCUCCUCCUGCCCUUCUCCAUCAUCAGCAACGAGGUGCUGCUCUCCUUCCCCCAGAACUACUACAUCCAGUGGCUGAACGGGUCCCUCAUUCAUGGCCUCUGGAAUUUGGUCUUCCUCUUCUCCAAUAUGUCCCUGGUCUUCCUCAUGCCCUUUGCCUACUUUUUCACUGAGUCUGAGGGGUUUGCAGGAUCCAAGAAGGGCAUCAUGGCCAGGGUGUAUGAGACCUCGGUGGUGCUGCUGCUGCUGACACUGCUGGUGCUGGGCAUGGUCUGGGUGGCCUCUGCCAUCGUGGGCAACGACGCUGCCAGUCGCCAGUCACUCUAUGAUCUCUGGGAAUAUUAUCUGCCCUACCUCUACUCCUGCAUCUCUCUUUUUGGUGUCCUGCUUCUGCUGUUGUGCACCCCCUUUGGCCUCUCCAUCAUGUUCAGUGUCACUGGGAAGCUGCUGGUGAAACCCCGGCUCCUGGAAGACCUGGAUGAGCAGCUGAGCUGCACAAGGUUUGAGGAAGCCGCCGUGUCCCACAGGAUCCGCUCUGCAGGCAAAGCUUCCUGCUGGCUGAAUCUGGACAUGGAGAUGCUGCGAGAGCAAUUCUUUGCCAUCCGGAGCAAGAGGCGGAAGCUGGAGCUGCGGCACCGAGCAUCGCCCUGGCAGAGGAACCUGGGCUAUCCCCUGGCCAUGCUGGGCCUCCUGGCACUGACGGGCAUCUCUGUGCUCAUUGUCUGCUUCCACGUCCUGGAGCUGCUGCUGGAUGAUGCUGCGAUGCCACGGGGCAUCCAGGAUGCAUCCCUGGGCCAGGUUUCCUUCUCCAUCUUUGGUUCCUUUGGAGCUGCACUGCAGGUUGUCCUCAUUUUCUAUUUAAUGGUCUCCUCUGUUGUGGGCUUCUACAGCUCCCCCCUGUUCACUCGUCUGCUGCCGGAGCGGCAGGACACGCCCCUCACCAAGAUCAUCGGGAACUGUGUCUCCCUGCUGGUGCUCAGCUCAGCACUGCCUGUCUUCUCCAGGACACUGGGGAUCACCCGUUUUGACCUCCUGGGGGAUUUUGGCCGCUUCAACUGGUUGGGAAACUUCUACAUUGUCUUCCUCUACAACAUGGGCUUUGCGGGGCUCACCACGCUGUGCCUGGUGAAAAGGGUCUCCUGGGCAGUCCAGGCCGAGCUCAUCCGUGCCUUUGGUCUGCACAAGCUGCCGCUGCCUGUGACGCGCUGCCGGACCCGCAGCAAGCCCUGCUAGGGCUGGGGGACAGGGACGUGUCCUCCCCGCUGUGGUGGCCCCCAGGGUGGCUGCCAGCCACAGAGGUGGCCAUGAUAGCACCUGGUACCUCAGGGACAUCAGAGCCCCUCAGGGAAACCUUUGGGGGUUGCCCCCCCUGCUCUGUCUCAGCGUGUUGUGCUACUGAGCCUUGGCCUUGAGCCACAUCCCCAUCACACAUCCCCAAGGGGCUUGGGGUCCCCCCAGGCUGUGCUGGCUGCAGCUCCCCCACCCCCAUUUACAUACCUCGUGCAAGAAUGGCCGGGCCCCCCCCGACCUCCUCUGGCUGCUCCCUGGGGUCUGGUUGAGUUUUAAAUAUUGCCCCACCUGGGGGCUGUCCUGACACUGUGGGAGGGGGUCGUGUGCUCCCUGCCCAGAGUCACUGCACACUCCAUCCCUGUGUCACUUUGGGGCUGCAGGGGGACACUGGUUGUCCCUCACCCACUCCAAGGCCCUUGGGGUCCCUAAUAGGGGGGCCUGGGGUGCAGGGGACAGCCCCACUCCCCUCCCCAGGCAGCUUGAUGUGAUGAGUACAUCGGGUCUCUGUUACCACGGAACUUGUU
Messenger RNA from Catharus ustulatus (Swainson's thrush), 2169 nucleotides. It is a transcript of the gene LMBR1L, whose product is annotated as limb development membrane protein 1 like. The transcript has 17 exons. The record is from RefSeq and is a predicted model, not a curated record. The coding region runs from base 119 to 1588 and encodes 489 amino acids. Gene Ontology annotation, molecular function: transmembrane signaling receptor activity. NCBI's taxonomy places the organism in Eukaryota, Metazoa, Chordata, Aves, Passeriformes, Turdidae. Gene Ontology annotation, biological process: signal transduction; receptor-mediated endocytosis.